CACGCCCCCAUGCAUCCGCGACGCCUCCCAUCGUGGUUAGCGGUCGCGGCCACCGGACUCCUCUUCUUCUUCUCUGUGGUUGCUGCUCAGUCCAACUCGACCUCGAGCGGGCUCAGCAGCACCUCUACUUUUCCCACCCCCUCUGUUUCUGCCGAGACGACCUCCGCUACGAUCACGACAACAAUACGCUCCGGCAACUCGCUCAUCCCAAUCUCUACCGUUAUCCCGGUGGUCCUCAAUGUCACCGUUACCCCAACACCAACCAGCUCUGGCUCUGCUGCUGCUUCGCAAACGACGUCUGCGUCUGCAACACCGACGCCUGACCCCCGCCACUUGGAGACAAAGCUCGACCCUGGCUUUGGCGUGCUUGGGGCACUGCUCAUCCUCACGGGUAUCCCAAGCGCUUUCCUAGGCCACAAGAACCGAUGGACGUCAUUCUUUCUCAUUGGGUUCUACACGCUUUCCCUCGUCUGCUUCGUGUUGAUCCUCAGGUUUGGCAUUCUGCAAGCCGUGAACCCUCCUUCCACGACGUUGCGAGGUUUAUUCGUCCUGGCAUGCUGCGUUGCUGGUAUUGCCGGAGGGGGCGUAACCAUCUUCUUCUGGAAGGCCACUAGGUAUUUCAUCGGUGCCUGGGGAGGUUUCGCAUUUGCCCUCUGGAUACAAUGCUUCAGAGACGGAGGUCUCAUCCAAGUGAUCGGCUUCCGCUGGAUCAUGUACAUCGCCUGCGCAGUCGUGGGCUUUGUACUAUGCACGCUACCCAAGUUUCACUACCAUGUCCUCCUCGUCUCGACCGGCUUCGUUGGAGCAACAUCAUUCAUGCUCGGCGUCGACUGCUUCACCGCUGCCGAUCUGAAGGAGUUCUAUAUAUGGAACCUUGGCUUCAACUCUCUCUUCGAGAAGUUUGUCGACCAUGGGAUACAGUUCCCGGUUACCCAGACAAUGCAGAUUGAACUGGGCCUCAUGGGAGCAGUCGCCCUGGCCGGCAUCGCUGUCCAGCUGCGCAUUCUCAAGCUUUUGCAGCGCAAGCUUCGUGAGAUCAAGGCGGAGCACCGCCGCUUGGACCAGGAAACCGAGAACCGUGCCGCCGCCGACUUUGCUGAAGUCGAACGCGAAAAGGAACAAUGGGAGCGCGAACAUCCAAGUCUUCUUAAGCACGGACGGAACGACAGCACCCUGUCAGGCACUCCGUUGAUGAAAGACGCGGAGUUGGGACUUGCUACCCCUAACGAUGAAAAGCGAGCUUCCACGUUCACACUCAUUGACGGUCCUCGGCAGCGAGCACAGUCUGGGGUCUCCUCAUUGAUGUUGAACUCUCCUCCUGUCGAAGGGCGGCAGUCUCCGGGACCUCUCCCUGCCCUCGACCUCGGUGCUGACUUGGAGCAGGACGUCCCCAAAAACUACAUCUCCGACGACCCGGAAAUCAGAGAGCGUGUUCGCAACACAUCUAUCUCGCUAUCUGUCGCUCAGGAUCUCGAGGACUUGAGGAAGAAGCAGGAGUUACUAUCAGAGAUCCAGAACAUUCGCAAGUCCAUCGAAAUACUCAAAUCAGAGACUCCUGCGCCUUCAAGCUCCACUGAUUCCGCCCGCCCAUCCUUUUCUUCUCGUUUGGAGUUGGGUUCACUUCCGCUUCCCGGCCCAUCCCAUCUUCGCCCGCCAAGAGCGAGCGACCCGCGGGCGCGCGUGCAGUCUAUGGAACUUUCUAACCUUCGCGCAUCUAAUCCGAGUCCAGUUGGCCGUCCUACUAGUGUGCCUCUCCAAGACGAGAGUUGGGAUGCGUAUCUGCGGGAACGGAAGCUUCUGCAGCCUCCUUCUGGCGUCACACCUCCAAUUCCAACCAGUCCUCCAGUCGCCAGUCCUACACCUAGACUAGCGGUGUCUCCAGCCGUUACCGCAGCGCUGCUUCAGCGGCAGCGUCGCGAUGACUCGUUGCCCUUUGGCCAGGUACCAGCCACGACUGAUAGGCCUCCUUCUGCCGAAGCCCUCGCAAGGCGCUCCUUAUCGAGCCCGAGAUCGUGGUUACCAGAGCAGUUGCCACCUGCGCUCAGACCUCAGACUCACAAGAAGUCGGACUCUCAGUCGAGUUAUGCGCCAGGAACCAUCCUUCCGCCUCGAGCCCAAAACGCGUCUUCGCCACCGCCGAAAGAGUCUGGCAAUAAAGUCAUGUCAUUCGAGGAGCUCGAGGAGCGGCACCGGGAGAGGCUGCGUCAGCUCCAGCAGCCCCUUACACAAGCGGAAAAGGAACAGGCGGAUAUCCAGGCUGCGAAGGUGCGCUGGGAGCGGGCCAAGGAGCGCGAGAAGCAAGCUGUGCUCAAGAGACAAGCCGAACAAGCGGCCACUGCUAGUAAAGAGGCGAAGGACAAGAAGCGAGAGAGCGAAGUGCGCGGAAACCCGGUGCCGCCGAACGACGAGCGGCGGGCGCCCCGACACAGUCGAACACUCAGCCCAGACGCGCUUGCUGCCGUCGGCGGUAAGCCCACGUCGACGAAGCGUCUGUCGGCAAUGAAGGUCGAGGAUUGGCAAAAGUCGCAGGUUUUUGAAGCUGAAGCCCGACCACACCGCGAGUCGAGGCGUGCCUCCGGCGUACCCUUUCCAGGCCACCCUCGCCGGCCAUCAGGUGAGGUGAGACGAAUGUCUGUCGCGCGUGAUCCCCCAAGUUGAAAGUGGCCUACACGUCCGUUCACCACAUCCUUCAUUAUCUUCAUUUCCUGUCAGCGACACCAUAGGACUUCUAGCAUAGGACUUUCGAACUUUCUAUUUCCUUCACAUGAUCUAACAUUUCAUCGACACCGUAAUACUUGAGACGACACAUCUGUUUACCUGCAACUCACUCAUGGACUUGUACCGCAUCGUAUGUUUGCAUUUGAUAAUGUGUACGGAUGUCAUCUACACC
Phanerochaete carnosa HHB-10118-sp is the source of this 2890-nucleotide messenger RNA. RefSeq lists its product as uncharacterized. The record is from RefSeq and is a predicted model, not a curated record. The transcript is spliced from 4 exons. Lineage: Eukaryota; Fungi; Basidiomycota; Agaricomycetes; Polyporales; Phanerochaetaceae. Bases 10 to 2658 code for a protein of 882 amino acids.